Molecule: messenger RNA, 1638 nt
Organism: Venustampulla echinocandica
Lineage: Eukaryota; Fungi; Ascomycota; Leotiomycetes; Helotiales; Pleuroascaceae
Exons: 2
Coding region: 1-1638 (545 amino acids)
Cellular component (GO): endoplasmic reticulum lumen
Molecular function (GO): protein N-acetylglucosaminyltransferase activity
Source: RefSeq, a predicted model, not a curated record
AUGGCAGGUCCCAUACGCCUGAACCGCAAGUACAGCAUCCUCAGCUCCGCCAUUUGUUUGGGUCUCGUCAUCGUGGUGUACUACAUGUACUGCGUGGGCGAGCUGCCAAAGUUCUUUUCCGGCAACUUCAAUGAAGGAAGCCUUCGACAAUCCAAACCAUUGACAGAGACGAAAGAUGACGAGAUUGCCCUCAAAUCGCCAAAGCCCCCAGCUGCUACUGCGAGUCUUCCGGUAGAUUAUUCGCCCUUAACAUUCAGCGAAAGCCAGCAGAAAUGCGAGCUAUUCUUCACGCCGGCCUAUCUCAAGCACAUCGCGACCCAUCAACUACCAUACUGCGAAUCGGAGUCGCUAAGCGCAUUUCAGUGCUUCACAGCACCACGACUUACGAUACCGAUGACGGGAGGGUGGGGACAGACCGACCCUCUGUGCAUCGCCCAAGGCGUGUCUUUUCGUCCGGAGCAGCAGACCGGCUCAGAGCAGGAAUUUGGCAUCCAAUGCAAACUUCGGGAUCUAGCAGCGGAGCGAGCCAACUCCUCAGAUGUUGCAACUGAGCUCGAAGGCUUCCGUGACCGGCCUACAGACUGGGGAUGGUAUUGGGGUGAUACAGGCGUGGGUGCUUCGUUGAAGACCUGGAAGUUUGAAAACAGCGGGGACAUCGAAGGCUGUACACGGGAGAAGAGUGAUAGCAAGGAGUGGGUGAUGCUUAUGCGACGGGAUAGCACCGACACACACAACCUAUGGCACAAGUUGAUGGAGAUUUUGCAAGCGCGGCAUAGUUUGGAUGCAGUACGGAUCGCUAUCAAUCCUGCCACCGGAACACCUUGGCUGUCCGACGAAGAUGCCGCGCAUGUUCAACUAGUCUUUGACGAUGAUCGGGAGGAGCUACUGGAACCACUCUGGGAGAUUGUUACUGGGAAAAAGCCCAUCCGCAAGAGCUCCUGGGAGCGAGCAGCUUGCUUUGGCAAUGUGAUCCUUCCGCUUCCUGGAUGUGGCAGUCCUUUUUGGUCUAACCUACUGGACACUGGCUAUCCUGAGGCCUGCCCCUCGCAGACGCUUUUGACGACAUACGUCCACCGCAUCUUUGAAUUCUACGGCGUGGUCCAGCGCCCUGUCACCGAGAUUCACAAACAUCCGACUAUUACAAUCGUGGAGCGAAAAGAGAAUAGGAAGUUUGUCGCACUCGACCGUUGGGUGAAAAGUCUGAAGGAACGCUACCCACAGUCUCCUAUCAAUGUGGUCGAUUUCGCCAGUAUUACAAUUCAAGAGCAGAUUAAACUUGCCCAGUCGACUGACAUCCUCGUUGGCCAUCACGGCGCUGCCAUGACGCACAUCAUUUUCAUGGCACCUGGAGCGACGGCUGUUGAGAUUCUGCCUCGACAUUUCGACCAGCAUAGCUUCCGCUCUGCAGCUGCGAUGCGUGGAGUUAAUUAUAUCGCGGGCAGAUGCAUGCAUAAAGAGGAGUAUGAGAAUGCUGUGAAUGGCACACCGUUCCCGCAAGACUGGACACCUCCCACGCCCCAGGGAUUCAAUCAUUGGCAGAAUGAGGAGUGGACAUAUUUGAUGGAUGAGGAUUUUCUGGGCUUGGUCGAUGCUGCGGUCAGGAGUCAGAUGAACAAACUUGGAAGCAGCGACUCAUAA